UGUGAGGCAGAGUUUGGUAUGAUACCAUGGAAGGGCAGCAUAACCAUCCACAUCAUCUAGGGGACCAGAACAACCCUCUUUGCAAGCUGCCAGGGCAGGAAUACCAGCAUGAUCCUCAGAGACAUUUAACGUCGUACCCAUAUCGCUGCACAUUGGCAGAUUUUCAGAUAGAGAAAAAGAUUGGACGAGGACAGUUCAGCGAAGUUUACAAAGCAACUUGUCUUCUGGACAGAAAACCUGUGGCAUUAAAGAAAGUUCAGAUUUUUGAAAUGAUGGAUGCCAAGGCUAGGCAAGAUUGCAUUAAAGAAAUUGACCUCUUGAAGCAACUGAACCACCCCAAUAUAAUUAAGUAUUUGGAUUCUUUUAUUGAAGAUAAUGAGCUUAACAUUGUCCUGGAGCUGGCCGAUGCUGGUGAUCUCUCUCAGAUGAUUAAGUAUUUUAAAAAGCAGAAACGGUUAAUCCCAGAAAGGACGGUGUGGAAAUAUUUUGUGCAGUUAUGCAGUGCAGUUGAACACAUGCACUCCCGCAGGGUGAUGCACAGAGACAUAAAACCAGCCAACGUGUUUAUAACAGCCACAGGGGUGGUGAAGCUGGGAGAUCUUGGAUUAGGACGGUUUUUUAGUUCUAAAACCACUGCAGCACAUUCCUUAGUGGGAACUCCAUACUAUAUGUCCCCAGAAAGAAUACAUGAAAAUGGCUAUAACUUUAAAUCUGAUAUCUGGUCUUUGGGCUGUUUAUUGUAUGAGAUGGCAGCUCUUCAGAGUCCUUUCUAUGGAGAUAAAAUGAACCUGUUUUCUCUUUGCCAAAAAAUAGAGCAAUGUGACUACCCACCUCUUCCAGCUGAACAUUAUUCUGAAAAGCUGCGGGAGCUGGUCAGCAUGUGCAUAUACCCUGAUCCAGAUCAAAGACCUGACAUUGGUUACGUGCACCAAAUAGCAAAACAAAUGCAUGUUUGGACCUCCAGCACAUGAACCAUCUGCAAACACUCAAGAAGCCAGCACAGCUCAGUCUUACUUGAAUUUUUUUUUCUCAGAUGAAACCGACUGGUGCCUAGUCACAUAAGUGAGAGGGUUGAGCACUCAUAGCAAGAUGCUCCAUUAUUUCUGCAGGUUAUUUGACAAGGACUCUUACAUGGUGGUCAUGCUUUAAAGUGAAGAUUCUGUGAGGUAUUGCAAGUGAUUUUUUUUUUUUUUUUUUAAGGCCAAUAAUGUUACAGAUGUAGAUCAUUUAAGGGUCCUUUCUUAAAACUGUUGUGUGUAAUCUAGGAUAGAUGAUAUUAACAAGGGUGUCAGAGCAUUUGACACACCCCUUCUAUCUUAACUGUAAUGUGAAAUAUUGAAAUAAUUCCUUCAGUGAAAUCACUUUAUACUAAUGUAAGAAUUACAGUAGAUUUUGUGUAAUUUGUAUAACUGCUACUUUGCCUCUUCUGCAAAUGGUUAAUAGCAAAUUCAGUUUUUACUUCGUAUAUUUUAAAGCAGCCAUUUAUGUGUUUUUAUUAAUUCCCUCCUCUUCAGACUUAGGAACUGGGAAGGGUUGGGGGGGGUGGGAAACACAUUUGUUUCAAGAUUUCUUUUUUUUAACUGAAAAUUUAGAGUGAGUAUUUUGCUGAUGCAUUUAUCUGUUUAAGUUGGCUACAGCCAAUGAGAUGAGUUAAGCAUGUACCUGGGGAAAAAACAAAAAAAACAUGCCAAACCAACCCAAAACAAGCAUUGCUUCUGCAAAUAAUUCCUCUUUAAACUUAUUUUCCCAUUUGGCAUGAUUCUUUUUAGACUACAGGUUCUUGUUAAAAAACAGUGUUUACCUAAGCCAGCUAGAUUUUGGUGAAGAUAAUUCCACAAGUUCAGUAGUACAUUAGGUACUAUAGGUAAAACUGACUUAAGCAAAGCAGUGUUUUAAACACUUGGAAAUUUUUAGAAAAAGAAAUAAGUAAAAUGCUUUGUGUAUCUAAUUCUACAUAAGGAUCAGCCCCUGUCUAUUUAACUGUGAAAGCUAAUUUACAGAAUGUGAAUUUUUAUAAAAAUCUCAACCUGAUUUGAAGGAGUCAUCUUCUUUAACUACAUGAAAAUUUUCAACCAACUAAAUUCAUUCAUUGAAUCAAUGAUUUGUUUCAUUACUGUUGAUGAAAAAUAUUCACUGCUUUAGGAACAAACGUGGAUUCACGUUCAAGUGUUUCCAUUUCAUUUGCCUGUUCAGAGGAACAGGGCUGCACUUAACGUUCUUGAAGACUACAGUGGGGGAAAUAAAUAAGCCUGUACUGUUGCAGCGCUGCUUCCAUGUGUGACGGUGGCUAAUGCCAAAAAUGUAGAUUUGUGUGUGAC
Haliaeetus leucocephalus (bald eagle) is the source of this 2318-nucleotide messenger RNA. It is a transcript of the gene NEK6, whose product is annotated as NIMA-related kinase 6. Bases 27 to 971 code for a protein of 314 amino acids. Gene Ontology annotation, molecular function: protein kinase activity; ATP binding. The record is from RefSeq and is a predicted model, not a curated record. Gene Ontology annotation, biological process: protein phosphorylation. Lineage: Eukaryota; Metazoa; Chordata; Aves; Accipitriformes; Accipitridae. The transcript has 9 exons.